Aphidius gifuensis is the source of this 5812-nucleotide messenger RNA. Its product is annotated as ras GTPase-activating protein 1-like. Gene Ontology annotation, biological process: regulation of GTPase activity. NCBI's taxonomy places the organism in Eukaryota, Metazoa, Arthropoda, Insecta, Hymenoptera, Braconidae. The record is from RefSeq and is a predicted model, not a curated record. The transcript has 5 exons. The coding region runs from base 1628 to 4480 and encodes 950 amino acids. Gene Ontology annotation, molecular function: protein binding.
CUUUUUUUAUUUAUUUAUCUUCUUUUUAUAAUGCUUAUUAUUAUUUAUUUAAUUUGAUAUGCCAAAUUGUGUCAAUUUUACUAUUAGUAAAAUGUUUUUCGAUUUUUGAAUAAUUUAAAGAUGAAGCUUUUAUGGAAUUAAUUUGUUUUUCGUUUGAUAGCAAAGAUAUCAAAUGGUGCAUAUAAAAAAAAAUAUAUAUGAUAUAUAAUAAAUACAAAAAAUAUAUAAAUACAAGUUGGAAACAGUAUUUGUAAAUAUUUAUAGGUAUAUAUGAAAAAUAUUUAUGCGUGAGGUAAUUGAAGUUGAAAUUAAUUUGUUGAAAAAUUUUUGAUUCUGCUGAUUUUGUUGUCUUUAAAUUGAGCAACAGUUUUUUUUUUUUUUUCAAUCAAAACAAAGAGGUUUAUAAGAGACUUGACCAGCAGGGUUUUGAAAUUUCUAAUGAAUUUAUUUUGAGAAUAAUACGUCAUAUAUACACAGCCUAAUAAAAGAGUAGUUAUUACAUUACUGUAAUUAUAAUAAUUAAAAUAAAAUUUAAUAAUCACAUUAAAUAUAACAAAUAAAAAAAAAAAGAAUUUUAUAAUCAGACGUAUAUUAUAGAAAUAAAAUGAAAAAGUGUUAAAAAGUUUAUGUAGAUAUUUAUGAUGCACUGAGAUAUGCACCACAAAUUCGUUGCAAUUAUUCGUUGAAUUUGCAAUGUCUAAAUGUUUGAAUAAAAAUCUAUUCGAUAUGUAUAUAUUUUGUAAAUAACUAAAUGUCAAAAAUGAAAAAACUUUAGAAUAAAACAAAUAUAUAAAAAUUGAUUAAAAUGUAUAAAGUAUUUUUUGAUUUUUUUUUUUUUAAUUCCAGGAAAAAAAUUACAUGAAAGGAUGUGAGUUUUGCUUGCUUGCAUACAUUUUCCUAUGUGGAAAAAUAUUUCGUCAAUUAGAUUUUUCCUUGGAGGCAUUUUUCCGCAGUUAAAUUUGUUAAUUAUUAAUAUAUUUUUUGUGUUAGAAAAAAAGGUAAAGGUAUUUUUAUAAGACUGUCUAAAAGAUCAACAAAAAAAUAAUUUAUAAAUCUUAAAUAUUAUUUAAAAAUCUAAUUGUUUAUAAUUUUUUUAAAAGCUCAACUUGAAUGAGUUGAAUUUUCAAUAGCGGAAAAUGGAUAUGCGGAAAAUUGAGUUUCGAAUCGAAUAAAAAUUUCUGCGCCUAGUGCAUAUACGAGUUUGUGCGCAGAUGAGCAAUUUCUACUCCAAAAUAAUUUCGAAAUUUUACUAUUUGCUGUCAAAUAAGUCAAUAAAAUAUUUUACUAUGAUUAUUUAAAUUACGUAGGACAUUAUAUAAUGUUAAAAUAAAUAAUUAAAAAUUAUUAUUGCUAAUAAAUAAACAAUGUAAAUUUACCUUAAACAGUUCAGUUGCAAGAUGGAUGACAUGGAGAAAACGUCAAUACAUUUUGUAUUUCGAAAAAUUUAUUUGUUAUUAAAUUGAAUUCGAUUAUACUUAAUUUGUAAUGUUUAUGAAAAUAUAUAUGUGUGUAAGACAGAUGUAAAAUGUGUUUUUGAUAAAAAAAUAUUUGUAUUUUAUUUAUUAUUUAAUAUAUAAAAAUUAAAAAAUUAAAAAAAGUUUUCUAUUAUUAUAAAUUUGUGAUUAAGAUGGCUGAAUUUGUACGCGGUGGUCCUAGCGUAUCAAAUAGCUCAAAGACUGGUUUUCAAAUUGAUCAUCCAAGUAAAGGUGGAUCACCAAGUACUGGUAGUGAAGAUGGAGGUCCAAAUGAAUCAUUCAAUGUUGAAAAUGAAUUUGAUCCAUUUCUUGAAAAUAUACCAGAUGAUUUGCAAGACAUGGAAGAGCCAGAUAGUAGAAAUAAUACACUACUUACAGCUCCACCAGAAAAUCAAUGGUAUCAUGGACGUCUUGAUAGAUUCACAUCCGAGGAUAGACUAUGGGAUACAAAUAAAAUGGGAAGUUAUUUAGUACGUGAAAGUGAUAGAAAACCAGGAAGUUAUGUAUUAUCAUAUCUUGGUCGUACAGGAAUAAAUCAUUUUCGUAUAACAGCUGUUUGUGGUGAUUAUUAUAUUGGUGGACGUCAAUUUAAUAGUUUAUCUGAUUUAGUUGCUUAUUAUACACAUUGUUCGGAUUUAUUAAAACGUGAACGUCUUAUUAAUCCAAUACCACCACCAGAACCAGUUAAUGAUAAAAAAAGAAUUGUUGCAAUAUUACCAUACACAAAAAUGCCAGACACUGAUGAGCUGAGUUUUCAAAAAGGUGAUAUAUUUUUUGUUCACAAUGACAUGGGUGAUGGUUGGCUAUGGGUUACAGCACAUAGAACUGGUGAACAAGGUUUAAUAUUUCGUGAUUUAGUUGAUGAUUUAGAUGAAUCAAUUGAUCCAAAUACUGUAUUUUCAUGGUUUCAUCCAAAUGUAACUAAAAGUGAAGCUGUUGAUAUGCUUGUUAAAGCUGGUCCUGGUAGUUUUUUAGUAAGACCAUCAGAUAAUAGUCCUGGUGAUUAUUCAUUAUUUUUUCAUAUUAAUAAUCAAAUACAAAGAUUUAGAAUUGAAAAAAAAGGUGUACGUUAUUUAAUGGGUGGUAGAACAUUUGAAUGUCUUGAUGCUGUUAUUAAUCGUUAUCGUAAAGAACAAAUUGUCGAGGGACAUACAUUGGUACAAGCUAUGGUUACUGAUCCAGAUGGUAGUGUACGUGUUAAUAGAGAAAUUCAACAUGCUGAAAAAAUAUAUGCAACAUUACGUGAAUGUCGUGAACAAUCUGGUGUUAAAAAAACAAAAGGUAUUAAAAUGCAAGGUUAUUUAGAAAGAAAAUCAGAAAAAAAUAAAAAAUGGAAAUCAUUAUAUUUUGUUCUUGUUGUUGAUGCAUCAGAUACACAUCUUUAUUUAUAUGAUAAUCCAAAAAGAACAAAACCAAAAGGUCUUAUUGAUUUAAGUUGUGCAUAUUUAUAUCAAGUACAUGAAAGUGUAUUUGAUAGACCACAUUGUUUUCAAAUUGUUGAACGUGCAUUACCAUGUUUAUCAACAAUAACAUAUUUAUCAUCAACAAAUUCUGAAAUAUCACAAGAAUGGAUUAAUUCAAUAAAACCAUUAUGUGUAUCACAGCUAACAAGAUCACCAAAAGUAUCACGUUUACGUGAAUUAAGAUCAUUACAUUUACAUAUAUUAGAUGCACAUAGAUUACCAUAUAAAUUAGUACCAAAUCCAUUUAUAAUAAUUGCAUUAAAUAAUGUUAAAGUUGCACGUACUAAAAGUAAAACUGGUACACAACCAUUAUGGGAUGAAGAAUUUAUACUUGAAGAUGUACCAUCAGAUGUUAUGAGUUUUUCAUUGACAUUAUAUAAUCGUGGUAAAAGAAGUAAAGAUACUGAAGUUGCUGAGGUAUCUGUUGAAUUAACAAAUUUACCAAAUGGUGAAGAAAUUGAUGAAUGGUAUCCAUUAGCUGGUGUAACACCAAUUGGUGAAUGGGGUGCAUUACGUUUACGUAUACGUUAUAGACAUGAUUUAGCAAUGCCACCAGAAGAAUAUAGUCCAUUACAACAAUUAUUAUUAGAUCCUGAAUUACAUGUUGUACGUGCAUUAGCUGAUGUUUGUCAUCUUGAUCGUGUACCACUUGCUAAUAGUCUACUACGUAUAUUUAAACGUGAACGUAAAGAAGCUGAUUUAUUACGUUCAUUAAAUCAAGCUGAAGUUGAUAAAGAAGAUGAAACACCAACAUUAUUUCGUGCUGCAAGUUUAACAACAACAUUAAUGGAUCUUUAUAUGAAAUCAGUAUGUACGUCAUUUUUAAAAGUUGCAUUACGUGAUACUAUUGUUAAAUUAAUUGAUAGUAAACAAAGUUGUGAACUUAAUCCAACUAAAAUGGAUUCACCAGAGGAUGCAUGUAGUAAUGCUGAAUUUUUAUUACAAGUACUUGAUGAAGUUACACUGAGUAUAUUUACAAGUCCUGAUUCAUGUCCAAAAACAUUGAGAUAUAUUUGUGGAUGUUUACAAAGAGCUGUUGUAACUAAAUGGCCACAUGAACGUCUUGUUAGAACUCGUGUUGUAAGUGGUUUUAUAUUUUUACGUUUACUAUGUCCAGCAAUACUUAAUCCAAGAUCAUUUAAUUUAAUUGCUGAGCCACCACCAUCAGCUGCUGCUAGAUCACUCGUUAUGAUUGCAAAGUGUCUACAAAAUUUAGCAAAUCUCGUUGAAUUUGGAGGCAAAGAACCAUACAUGGAAGUUGUUAAUCCAUUUAUAUUAAAAAAUAAAGAAAGAAUGGUUGUUUUUCUUGAUCAAAUAUCGAAUAUAACUGAUAAACCAGAAUCUGAAAGCAAUGAUCCACGUAACAAGACUAAUUGUGUAUCAGACACAGCAAGAGAUCUAGCAACACUUCAUCAUAUUUGUGUUUCACAUUUACGUGAACUUCAAGUACUCUCAAAAACUCAGGCAACAAUUAAACAGCUAGUUACUGUCACGGAAAUGCUGAGUAAACAUAAACAAAAAUACAUGGAAAUGAUACGGUAGUAAUUUCAAAGAUAAAAUAUAUCCAAAAAAAUAAUGCAUCGAAAUACCAAACAUAAAUGGCGCAUAAUAAUAGACUACGAAAGUCUAUUAAAUAAAUACUUUUUAAUUAAUCAAACUAUUAAGUCAACGAAAAAAAUUGACAUAAAAAAAAACAAAUAUUAUUUUUUUUUUUCUUUUGAAUCUCUAGGCUUUAUACAAAUAAUUAUGUUAUACAAAAAAAAAAAAUAUAUAUAGAUAUAUAAACAAAGUAGAUAUAAAUGAUUUUUUAAAAUUUAAAUUAAAAAAAAAAAAGCAGUUUAAAGAGAAUCAAAUGUAUCAAGAGUAAUUUUUGAUGAUUCAAAUGACUAUUGUUAUUUGAAUCAUUAAAAAUAUUUAUUGAGACAGUUGAUUUUAUUUAAGCUGCACUUUUUAUUUAUGGCUUUAAUUGUUUAAUUUGUUGACACUUAAAUGUACGUUUUAAUUUUUGCUUAAAGUGUAUCAAAUUUUUAAAACCAGAACUUCAAUUUUCAUCUUACAAACUUUACAUUAGUCUUAUUUUUUAGGUAAUUUAAUGAUCUUUGUAACAAUUACUCACACUUUAAUUACAAAGCUCAUUUAAUCACCUAAAAAUCCAUAUAAAUAUAACGAAAAAAAAUUGAUUAAUUAAUUAAUUUGCAAAUACAUUCAAACUUCAACGAAAUUAAUUUAUUCUUGUGAAUAAAAUAACUAAAAUUAAAUGAAAAAAAAAUAAAACUGUAUUUGUUAUAAUAUAACAACAAAACAGUACAGUAUCUAAAUUUUAAUUUGGUAUUUUUUAUUCUUAAUUGAAUAGAUAAAAAUACGUCUUCACUUGUAUAUCCGCCAAAUGUGUAUAUUAAUAAUUUGGAUAAUUUUUCUAUGGCCAUAAAAAAUGGCCCAAUAAUAAUUUAAACCCAAAUUAUUUUUAAAAUAAUAAUUAUGUAACGCGCAGUAGUAAUUAAAAUGAAAAAUAAUAAUAAUACGAAUUAAGUAAUUCAAUUAAUAAAACGUAACAGACUGACGUGCCAUUCUAUUUCGUAUGUGAUUAGAAAAUAGUUUAUACAUUAUAAAAAUGAUCUAUAUAUUAUAUACAAUAAUAAAUAUAUAUUUAGCAUCAAUAACAUGACAGUGAUAUAGCGACAUGCAUAAUGACGUAAAUUAAUGUACGAUGAUUUUAUAUUUACCUAGUUGCUUCGAUAAAAUAAUCAAAAUAUAAAAAUGUAAUUUGAUGUAAUGUAUAAGUCAAAUUUUACACCAACCCCCUCUUCAAGGCACUAGGUAAUUUUUUUAUUUGUUUUUCUUUUUCACUUUUAAUAAAAAACAAAUUGAUUUAUA